UCCGCAUCCUCUCCUCAGUACUUUCAUCAGGACUUUGAGUGAACCAGACAAGAAGAUGCCACGAGGAUUUUUAGUGAAACGGAGUAAACGUGGCUCAUCUGCAUCGUACAAGAUGAGAGCACAAGAAGAAAAAGAGCCGGAGAAAGAGGACCCGCUUUCCCAAAAUCCAACUGCAAGUGUGCAGGAUGUGCUGGAACCUAUUACAGAAUCAUGGACGAGUGAUACAAGCUCUAAACAUGAGGAGAAACAUCUACUGGAGGACUCUGGAAGGGUUGGAGAGAGCGUCGAUUACGCACAAAGCUACUUCAGCCAUCCGGAGCAAAGCGCGUCAUCCCCGCGCAACAGCACCGGCUCAUACAGUCCAGUCAAACCUAUCAGCACGGAGCUUUUGGACAGGUGUCUCAGCUCACCAGCCAUGGCUGAAUCAUUCCCUUUGGCCACCCCGGUGUCUUCAAUCGAGCGUCUGCUAAUGAACCACUCUGAUAUGAAGUUUGGCACACCGGUGCCCUCAUCGGUGCCCGCGUACCCUGCCUUUCACCAAUGCGUAAAACGCGCGUUUAUGGACUCUGAGCGCAAGAGCAAACCACCAAAAAAGCCUAAGGUUAUCAGAAAGCUCAAUUUUGAAGACGAAGUCACCACCUCGCCAGUCCUCGGACUGAAAAUUAAAAAAGAAAGUCCUGAAUCCAAACUAGCACCACAGAGUGGUCGAAAAAAACCGCUUGGUGAGUUCAUCUGCCAGCUUUGCAAAGAAGAAUACCCUGAUCCGUUUUCUCUAGCCCAGCACAAGUGCUCAAGAAUCGUCCGGGUUGAAUACCGCUGCCCGGAGUGCGACAAAGUUUUCAGCUGUCCUGCCAACCUAGCGUCCCAUCGCAGAUGGCACAAACCUCGCAGCCUGAGCACCGCAGACGCGAAGAAGCCUCACGAGAAGACCUCAGUGGAGGGGAAGGAAAACGCCAGCAAGUUGAGACUGAACAAUCAGCACCAGCUGAGUCCGGACAGCUCCCAACUCCACAGAUCAGCACCGGACAGCAACCUGAUGCACAGGGGAUCCCAAGACCCUCCUCUGGACCAAAGGUACCCGUCCUCGGAGAAAUGCUUUGAGAUGCACAUCGGCUCCGCGGACAGCUCGAGGUUGUUCGAUCACUGCCCCGAGGAGCCCGACAGGGCCAGUACCCCAUACCUGCCCUCGCCCGGUCCCGAAGAAGUGUUCGAGUGCCACUACUGCAGCAAGAAGUUCCGCAGGCAAGCCUACCUGAGGAAACAUCUCGCCGCGCACGAAACGAUCAAAACACCCUCGUACGGUCACAUUGAAAGCGGACAGAUCACUUUCCCGUGUCACCUCUGCGGAGCGCACUUCCCCUCCGCGGAGAUCAGGGACAAGCACCGACUCUGGCAUGCGGUCAGAGAAGACUUACUACUCAGACCGGAUCUGAGUCCCGGAGAACAGCAGAUAUUCUCAUGCAAACACUGUCCAUCUACGUUCUUCAGUUCUCCGGGUUUGACCAGACACAUCAACAAGACUCAUCCCACAGAAAACCGACAGGUGAUGCUCUUACAGAUGGCCGUCAGGCCGGGAUGCUGAUCUCACAAACACUUUGUUGUUGAUAUUAUUACUAAUAAUAUGUCCAGUGUGUCUUUAUCGAACUUACAGAUUGUCUUUGUUGACUCCAGAGAUAGUUUAUGUAUCCUCUGAUAAUCUUGGGUAUCACUUAAAUAACUUCCUUAAGUACAGUAAGUUAUUAACAAACAUUAUAUACAGGGUUCCCACAAUUUUCAUCAUGAAUUUUCCAGUUGCUACUAUCUAUCUAUCUAUGCAACUGGAAAAUUGACUAUACAGUCAAACCAAAAUUAUUCAGACACCUUUAACAUUUCUCACAUUAUUAGAGUUUAUUCGCUAUAGUUUAGAAAGUGGCAAUAAAAUAUGACAAGAACUGAGCUGAACUGUGUCAGAACAAAUUAAUCUUGACAAUGUCAGAAAACUUUGAUAGAAAAGUAUGUAAUGGAUCACAGUCAACCAAAAAUUCAGAAAAAUUUUAUUAAAGAUCAAUUUUACUGGUAGUUCACUGUAUGAAGAAUUUUUGGGUAUAACGUGUCGCAGUUUAUCUUUUAUGACAGCAGUUGCUAUCCUCACUUACAUAAAAGAACUACAGUGUCAUUACAGAAAUAUCAAAAAUUAUAUCCGGUGUCUAAAUCAUUUUUGGUUUGACUGUACGUAUAGUUAACAAUCAGUUAAAUAUAUCAAGAGUUAAAAAAAAUAAAAUAAAAAAUAAAAAUAUAUUAACUAUUAGAAAUUUUCAUGGCUUUUUUUUAAAGUAAAAAAAUUCUCAUCAAUAAAAUGCAUUAGAACUGAGAAUAACAAGAAUUAUAAAUGUUAUUGUAUUUUUUAAAAUUCAGAAUCUGAGAAUAACAAGAAAUGUAAAUGUUUUUAAUUAAUUUGUUAAUUUCUGUAACUUCUUCAGGCAUGGGAAUCUCAAUUCUCUGCAAUUUCCUGAUACUUCCAUCAUCAUGUGAACCCUGUAUAUAAUAGCUCAUGUACAUUUAAAUUUGAUUAUUAUAACCAUUCAAAGGUUUGAUUCACCCCUAUUUGAAACUGAUAAUAUAUCAAAAGUUAUAAAGUGUUACCCAUUUAAGUUUUUAAUGUUGCCAGUUUAAUUCAUGAAAUGUUUAUAGCCGGAAAAGGCCAAAUCUUUCAGGCUUGAGAUUUGAGGCUCACAGCAGGUUUUUCAUUAAUAUAUGUCUUUAUAAUAUGGGGAAAGUGAAUUAAUAUAUUUUGUGUCUCAUUGUAAAAGCAGCUCCCAUUGAAAGCUUAUUUAGUCUCAAUCGUCUUAGAAGGUGUUUUGAUUUCUAGAUCAUGAAUGAUCUGUACAUGCCAUUAUAUUUUAAUUGACAGCAUAGCUGGAAAAAAAUGUAUUUAUAUCAUAACAGCUGCCAGGAAAUGCCAUAGCAUACAUCAAGACUAUUAGAGGCCUAUCAUAAGUGUCAUAUAUUUUCAUAUGUAGCCAUUUUCAGCUGUUACGGGGGAAAUGAAGAGGU
Labeo rohita (rohu) is the source of this 3033-nucleotide messenger RNA. RefSeq names its product insulinoma-associated protein 2. NCBI's taxonomy places the organism in Eukaryota, Metazoa, Chordata, Actinopteri, Cypriniformes, Cyprinidae. The coding region runs from base 56 to 1582 and encodes 508 amino acids. Gene Ontology annotation, molecular function: DNA-binding transcription repressor activity, RNA polymerase II-specific; RNA polymerase II cis-regulatory region sequence-specific DNA binding. The record is from RefSeq and is a predicted model, not a curated record. The transcript has a single exon. Gene Ontology annotation, cellular component: transcription repressor complex; nucleus. Gene Ontology annotation, biological process: regulation of cell cycle process; negative regulation of transcription by RNA polymerase II; neuron differentiation.